Molecule: messenger RNA, 3587 nt
Organism: Electrophorus electricus (electric eel)
Lineage: Eukaryota; Metazoa; Chordata; Actinopteri; Gymnotiformes; Gymnotidae
Gene: mapre1b
Product: microtubule-associated protein, RP/EB family, member 1b
Molecular function (GO): microtubule binding
Source: RefSeq, a predicted model, not a curated record
AGGAGGUAGUGCGUUGUUCAACUUCAUCGAUGUCCGUAACAUGCGUGUAAACGUGUCCAAAACGGCCGCGGUAGCGAGUACGUGUGGACAUGGCUGUAAAUGUAUAUUCCACCUCAGUCACAAGUGACAACCUGAGCCGCCAUGAUAUGCUCGCAUGGAUCAAUGAAUCUUUACAGAUGAACCUCACCAAGAUCGAGCUGCUAUGUUCGGGUGCGGCCUAUUGUCAGUUCAUGGACAUGCUCUUCCCUGGCUGUGUGCCUUUAAAGAAAGUAAAAUUUUCAGCCAAGUUAGAGCAUGAGUACAUUCACAAUUUUAAGCUAUUGCAAGCUGGCUUCAAGAAAAUGGGUGUUGACAAAAUCAUCCCAGUCGACAAGUUGAUAAAGGGCAAGUUCCAGGACAACUUUGAGUUUGUUCAGUGGUUUAAGAAGUUCUUCGAUGCAAACUACGACGGCAAGGAGUACGACCCAGUGGAGGCACGGCAGGGCCAGGACACCAUGCCUGUGCCCAACCCUUCCAUGUCUGCCCUCAACAAGCCCAAGAAAAUCUUGAACACAGCACCACAGAGGGCAGCUGUUGCCAAGGUAACACCCAAGAUGGCGCCCAGCUCUGGACGAAGACCAGGUGCCGGUGGGGAUGACGAGAAAGCAGAACUUAUCCAGGAGGUUAACCUGCUGAAGUCUACAAUCCAGGACAUGGAGAAGGAGCGGGAUUUCUAUUUUGGCAAGCUGAGGAACAUAGAGUUGAUCUGUCAAGAGAAGGAGAGCGAGGGAGACCCCACCUUGCAGAGGAUCGUGGAUAUUCUCUAUGCCACAGACGAGGGCUUUGUCAUACCGGAUGCUGAAUCGGAGGACCAGGAGGAGUUCUAAUGUCCCCGGCGGGAGCCGGUCCUGUCCCCGCAUCACCCCCCCCCCCCCCUUCCCCUACACGUUCACACUUCUCCCGCUGUCCUAGAAACGCCUCCCAGAUCAUGUUAUGCAUUUGGACUCCGAAUGAACUCUGUAUGGAAAAUCGUUUGGGCUGCAUACAGAGCUGAAGUUUUGAAGACCCUCGUCUGACGACCCCCUUCGCGAACAGCACAAGACGGCAGUCGAAAGCAGACUCGUUCGACUGCGAGGAGACGGACCUUUCUCGCCGCAGAGACUUAGCAUCGUGUUCAGUUCCUUCUUCUUCUGUUGCUUGUUCCUGCAGCUGUAGCAGGACGUGCAGACGUAUGCAUCAUGUUAAACAUUGCCUCCAUGUCUUGACACUUUGGUUGCUAUUGUUUGAACAGAGGGCGUGUCGCCACUGUUUCCCUUGACAAAGGGGUGCUUUCACACUAAUAUUAUGCUAAUAAUGUUUCACCCCGUUAAGAGUUAAUUUUCUUUCUUUGUUUUUUUUUGGUUCGUUUGUGCGCGUUUUCCUCUCUCCACAAAAUCGCAUCAGUUUUUACCCUUGAUCGAGAAGUAAAUUGGCGAACGAAAAGAAAAGUUCUUUUAGCAGACCUUGCAAAUUGAAUCGCCCCAUUUUCUUGGGUGUUUGCGCUGCUUGUUUUAGACCUUGUCGAUUCAGUUAGAGGCCAGCAGCGGUCAGCCUGUCUCCAGCUCUGAGCCUGUGGCUGUGCCUUAGAGAGAGUGGAGGGAGACCCAGUCCCGUGUCCAUCAGCUUUGUCUUUGUCUCACCAGUGUAGAAAACAACAACUUUUGUUCAUGGUCCAGAAGUCAGUUUUGCUGUUCAUUCACCAACGUUCCAAAUUGUCCACAAACUGCAGUUGUCAUCGGUAAUGUAACCCUAAAUUGGACUUUAUCCUGGCUUGUCUUGUUGUGGGAGACUUCUUGUGAUGCACAUGGUACUGAGACCUCGAGGGCAUACUAGCAAAAGCAUCCUUCAUGCCUUUUAAUAAUUUUAAAAUAAUUUAAAGUUUGUAGUCAUUUUUGGAUUGUUUUAAAGGCAGUCAGUUAAUUGCUAAGGCCAAAAUAUGAAGUGAGAGACAGAGGUUUCUCUCUCCUGGGCUUUCAGUGUUGAUACCGAUGGCUCAGAUUAUUUAAAAAAAAAAAAAAGUGUAUGUAUAAUAUAUAUAUACAUAUAUAUAUAUAUAUAUAUAUAUUUUACACACACACUGCAUUUUCAUUUUCUGCCGGGAUACACCUCUUUGUUCGAUUUCCGUGUUUGCAAAUUCACAUUAAUUACAGUUAAAGCCAUGCAUGGAAUUUUCUGAUGAUAUUGUUUUGCCUCCAAAAUGAAUGUGAGAAUCAGUUGGUCUGAGAAUCAAUGUUCUAGGUACAGACCUCGAGCCUUACUUUACUUUUGCAAUUUUAGUUUAGGUUUGUGUUUUGUUUUUUUAUUUUUUUUAUUUUCUUAAAGGCACCAUAGGUAGCGUUUGCCUCAAACCCAUGACAUAUUACAUUUGAGUAGUAUUUGCAUAGAAUGUAACAUUUUCAAAAAUAUCUGGUCCCAGUUCUUGUGACUGCCUUUGGGGUUCCAGUUUGGGUUAAAUCAUGUAGUUUCACUGUGAUUUAAGCCAAUCCAUGGGCUACAUUUGAAUCAGAUAAUUAAAAAAAACAUCUAGUAAAUUGAUGUUGGUGUGAGAGAUUAAAACAAAAUAUAUAUACCAUAAAUCAUGCUGUUUUGAUUCUUUUUUUCUGUAUGUUUCAAAUCCAUCUUUGACCUUACAUCAAAUGUCUUCUGCUUUUUAAGUGUUUUGUUGCCUUUAGAUGCAUAAUUAAUCCUACUUUAUUAAUUUAUGUUAUAUAAUGUGGAAUGUGUCUUAGUUCAGAAACUGUCCUGAUGAUUUCUAAUCACUGUGCAAACUGUUUCUUUGUAUUUCAGCUGUCUCAAGUAGCAGUAAUGUCCUACCUGCAACUCUGGUAUUCUUCUCUGGUUAUUCGGAUGGUUCCAUUUCUGAUCCUAAGAUUGAAACACUCUAAACGCAUGGGUUCGGUGUCCCAAAAGCCUUGCAUUUUUGCAGAUGCUUUACCAGUAGUCGGUGCUUCAAAAAAACAUUGACUGAUUCUUUUGCACCGCUGAAUAAACAUUUGUUUACUGAAGCUUUUCAUUAAUUGAAGUGACAUUCAACACACAUGAUGUAGCGUAGAUAUCUCCUGAUCAUCUUAAUGCUGUAGUGCUUUUGGGAACCUAGGUCAUGUUCCUUCAAGUGUCUGAUAAAGGGGCUUCGAUCAUUACACUCCAGAGAGUGCUGUAUAAUGGAAGUAGCAAUCAAAUUUACAAAUAGAAUGUCCUUGAACAUUAUACAUCACUGAUCUGAUGAAGACCAGGUUUUCACUUUCUUGUGUGGUAAAUUGUUCCUUGUGAUGGUAAAAACUACUGUUUCAUGAGAGUAAAGACUGGAAAAGGCCGAUAUAUUAUGCAGUGGUGUUUUUUUUUCCCCCUCAGUCUCUCACUGUUUGCUCUCCUGUGGCCUUCCAGAACAAUCUACAGAGAUUGAUUUUACACUGUGGGCCCAGAGCCACUUGUACUCUCUCCAUCUGCAUUUAUUGUUUCAGACUGUCUCUAUCCUUGUUUUUGUACGUUCAGGGUGUGUGGUUUUCUUUUUUUUAAUUGUAUUUGCCAGGGUCAGUUUCUUACAAAUAAAACAGUAUUACAUGUGUUGA